CAGUUAACGGUAGCUUUUUUGGAUAGAGGUUUUUGGCUGCUGUUUUAAGCAUCCUACCCAAGAAGCAGCUCAUAUUUCAUCAAUGUUGCAUUGACAGUCGGAACAGAAGAGUAUAAUUGUGUCUAGGCGAGAUGGCAGAAGCAAGUCCCCGGAGAGGCAAGAUGAGGUUCAGAAGGAAUGCGGUUUCCUUCCCUGGGAACUUGCACUUGAUCUUGGUUCUCCGGCCCACCGGUUUUCUUCAACGAACGUUCACUGGCAUUGGCUUUCGAUUCAACCAGGAUGAUUUCAUGAUGAAAUUGCCAGUUGUUGUGCUGAGCUCAGUUAGUGAUUUGCUGAAAUACAUUGAUGGCAAGCAAUUAACCCCUGAGUUAGGGGGCACCUUGCAGUACAGCCACAGAGAAUGGAUCAUCUUCAGAAAUGCUAUAGAAAAUUUUGCCGUCACAGUGAAGGAAAUGGCGCAGAUGUUACAGUCCUUUGGGACCGAAUUGGCUGAAACAGAACUGCCAGAUGAUAUUCCUGGAGUAGAAGAACUUCUUGCCAUCCGCGCUGAGAGGUACCACGUCCUGAAGAAUGAUAUUACAGCUGUGACCAAUGAAGGAACAAUUUUGCUGACCAAUCUGGAAGGACCUGGCCCACAAGAAGCUGUCAGAUCCAGAAGACUUGAACGUCGCCAUCAAAUAAGUAGUGAAUGGCAAACCAUUCAGAAGUUGCUGACUCAGGUACAUGACAUGGAAAGUGCCUUUGAUGGAUUUUGGGAAAAACACAAACAAAAAAUGGAGCAGUACCUUCAACUUUGGAAGUUUGAACAGGAUUUUCAAAAGCUCAUGAACGAAAUCGAACUGAUCUUAAACCAACAAGCAGAGCUGGGUGAUGUGUCGGGGAACAUAGCUCAAAUAAGACAGAAACUGAGAAUGUUGGACAGUUUGGAAGAAAAUUCUCAGAAUCUGCUCACGAAGACCCGGUUUGUGAUCUUACAUGGACACAGGCUGGCCUCCAACCACCACUACGCGCUGGACUUGAUCUGCCAGCGGUGCAAUGAGCUGCGCUACCUCACCGAUAUAGUGGGGAACGAGAUCAAAGCAAAGCAACUGCGGCUCAGCCGGGUCUUCAAGAUGCAUAAGCUCCUGCAGCAGGCUCGGCAGUGCUGUGAUGAAGGAGAAGGCCUUAUUGUUAAUCAUGAAAUCGAUAAAUUGCAAUCAAAAGAAGAUGCUGAGAAAGCGCUUCAAGACAUCGAGAAUUUUCUUGACAUGUCUCUGCCUUUUAUAAAUUAUGAUAUAGAAAGACUGCAGUAUGAAUUUGACACCAUUCUGUCGCCUGAACUCAAGAUUCAAAUGCAGACCAUACAGCUGAAGCUGGCAAACAUUCGAAGUGCAUUUGAGAGCCAGCAGGCUGGUUUCAGGAACCUGGAAGAUACGUGCAUGGGACCAUUGCAAUUCGUGGUACCUGGAACAGACCAUUUGAUCAAAUCCACAGGACCAUUUUUUGCCCCCAAACAUGUGGGAAUUGGAUACUCUUUCUUUCAAGCAUGUAAACUUUUUUCAAAAGGGAAGCCUUGGAGAGAAAAUCAGAGCAAUUUGAAAAUGGAAGUGGUGCAGGACAGGCAAGAGAAGAGCGCUCCUAGUCAACCCCCCACUUCGGAGCAUGACAACAGCUUGGAAAUUUUGAAGAACCAUGUCCUAAAUGAACUGAUCCAGUCAGAGAGAGUGUACGUUCGCGAGCUCUUUGCGGCUUUACUGGGCUACAGAGCAGAGAUGGAUAAUCCAGAGAUGUAUGAUCUUAUGCCCCCUCUCCUGAGAAAUAACAAGGAUGUUCUCUUUGGAAAUAUGGCAGAGAUCUACAAGUUCCACAAUGACAUUUUCAUGAGCAGCCUGGAUAAUUGCCAGAACGCACCAGAACAAGUGGGACGCUGUUUCCUGGAGAGGAAGAAGGAAUUUCAGAUGUAUGCCAAAUAUUGUCUGAAUAAGCCCAGAUCGGAGAAAAUUUGGAAGAAGUGUUCCGAAUGUGCCUUUUUCCAGGAAUGUCAAAAGAAAUUAAAACACAGACUUGGACUGGACUCCUACUUACUCAAGCCAGUGCAACGAAUCACCAAAUAUCAAUUACUGCUGAAGGAUCUAUUAAAAUAUAGCACAGACUGUGAAGGGACUGAGCAAUUAAAGGCAGCGCUGGACUCAAUACUGGAAUUACUGAAGUCAGUGAAUGACUCCAUGCAUCAGAUAGCAGUGACUGGCUACGUCGGAAAUUUGAACGACCUGGGCAAGAUGAUCAUGCAAGGCCCAUUUAGUGUCUGGAUGGGCCACCGGAAAGGACCUACCAAAAUGAAGGAUUUUGCUCGAUUUAAGCCCAUGCAGCGUGUCCUCUUCUUGUAUGAGAAAGCCAUCAUUUUUUGUAAGAAGCGCAUGGAAGGCGGAGAAGGCUCUGAGAGAUUUCCAUCAUACAGUUUUAAAAACUGUUUGGAUAUAAAUGAAGUUGGAGUCACUGAGUAUGUUAAAGGAGAUGGCCGCAAGUUUGAACUCUGGAGCAGUGGAAAGGAAGAAGUUUACACUCUCCAGGCUCCAAAUAUGGACGUGAAGAUGACAUGGCUAAAAGAAAUAAGAACCAUUUUGUUGAAGCAACAGGAACUCGCAGUUAAAAAACAAGAGCAACGGGAUCAGAUGGCCGGCCAGGGGCCGCUUUCCCUUAAGCAGAAUGACAAGCAAAAGGGAAGUUCUGUCAGCACUGAGGUGACCGCAUCUGCACACAUUGGCGCUGCGGCCAUGGCGGGCAAUGCAGAAGGUGUGCCAGUUCAUGCAGAAGCAAGCAGAGCUUUCCCACCAACACCCACUUUUAAACAAUUAAAAAAUAAGCAAAGUAAGUGAUAAUCCAGGCCCUUUCCGAACUAUCAGCUAUUGGAAAACGGGAGAUUUCACUAUACAGAGAAAGAAACCCUUAUUGGGCCGCUGCCAUCUCCAGCCUGGAUUAUUACAUAGUUCAUCUGCUCUCCUUGUGGUCAUUCAGCACCAUUUUAUCACUGUGAUCCACUAUUUCUUUUCUUCCAGUUUGGACAGGGAUGCCAUCCUCCGCAGAAACCUCUGAAGGACCCCAGCAGUGGUCGAGGGAAAUUUUCUAUUCUGCUUAUACAGAAUAUGGAGA
This is a messenger RNA of Echinops telfairi (small Madagascar hedgehog), 3129 nucleotides long. It is a transcript of the gene MCF2, whose product is annotated as MCF.2 cell line derived transforming sequence. Gene Ontology annotation, molecular function: guanyl-nucleotide exchange factor activity. The record is from RefSeq and is a predicted model, not a curated record. Gene Ontology annotation, cellular component: cytoplasm. NCBI's taxonomy places the organism in Eukaryota, Metazoa, Chordata, Mammalia, Afrosoricida, Tenrecidae. The coding region runs from base 132 to 2855 and encodes 907 amino acids. The transcript has 25 exons. Gene Ontology annotation, biological process: intracellular signal transduction; dendrite development.